This is a messenger RNA of Venturia canescens, 2636 nucleotides long. RefSeq names its product facilitated trehalose transporter Tret1-like. The coding region runs from base 353 to 1789 and encodes 478 amino acids. Gene Ontology annotation, biological process: transmembrane transport. Gene Ontology annotation, molecular function: transmembrane transporter activity. Gene Ontology annotation, cellular component: membrane. The transcript is spliced from 2 exons. The record is from RefSeq and is a predicted model, not a curated record. NCBI's taxonomy places the organism in Eukaryota, Metazoa, Arthropoda, Insecta, Hymenoptera, Ichneumonidae.
UGCAGCGACUACGCCAUUUAUUUUUGUUGCAAAAUAAAAUAGCGAGAAACGCAACGAGAUGCGUGCCUCCGAACGGACCGUUAAUAAAUAAUCGAUCGCUAAUUCCAACACAAUUUUGGUUGUUCGCAAAUCUGACAGAUUUAAGAUCGCAGGGCGGUUAUCGCAUUUGUGUAUUGAUGAGAAAACGCGUGACGUGGCGGCCGUGAAAACAAAAUGUACGAGUUGGCGAUUUGACCGGUCGCGGUGGUACGUUCCACGGCAGAAAUACCGUGACUCCAAGCCUCUCAUUUUCUACCGGCGAAAGCCCCAAACUUGUGCCCUGCAAUAAGUGAUUGAAUCAAUUGAUUCCCAAAUGCUCGUUCAUUCGGAAGGAGUGAGGACCGCGAAGAUGUGGCCUCAAUGGCUCGCCGCUGUCGAAGUUUCUUUAUUGUCGAUCCUCGUGGGCUUGGUCAGUGGAUGGACAUCUCCGUAUCUGGCGAAAUUGACGAGAUCGGAGACGGAGGGACUGGUAGUAACGGCGGAGGAGGCAUCGUGGAUCGCAGCGAUUCUUAGCUUCGGAAGAAUAGGAGGUGCCGUGGCAGGAGCCUUGAUGGUCGAUUAUUGUGGAACGAAGGUCGCGGUUCUUUGCACCGGUAUACCUCACGCUCUGGGCUGGCUAUUGUUCCUCGUCCCUAGCUCCAUCUGGUUCAUCCACGUAUCGAGAAUUCUCGGUGGUUUUGGAAUCGGCAUGUACUUCAGUACGUUUCCUCUUUAUAUGGGGGAAAUAUCGAGUCCGAAGAUCCGUGGCGCCUUGAUAUCGCUCAUAACUCAGGGAAUGCCGUUGGGUGUCUUACUUGGCAACGUAGUCGGGGCUUAUACGCCAAUAUGGAUAUUUUCCUGCAUCAGUCUGGUUCCUAACGUCGCGUUUCUCAUGCUUUUUGCCGCAUUGCCGGACUCGCCGCACUAUCUCAUACUCCGAGACCGCGACGAAGAAGCCAAGAAAUCCUUGGAAUGGUACAAUCGCGGUGUCGAUGUUGCACCGGAAUUACAAUCAUUGCGGGAAUUUAUUCACCACCGAAAAUCCACCGGCGCGAGCGGAAGGCAAAAAAUCGGCAAAUUAUUGUCACCGGAUAAUCGAAGAGCGCUGAUUCUCGUCAGUAUCGUGUUCAUCUUCAUUCAGCUGAGCGGCCUUUGGACAACGUCGUUUUAUAUGGAGAUCAUACUGAGCAAGGCGGGCGUAACCGUGGUCGAUCCUUCACUCGUCGUUAUCGUCGUAGGUCUUCUCGGCAUAGUGUUCGGUUGGGCUUCCAUGUAUGCAAACGACAAAUGCGGAAGGAAGAUAAUGCUGGCCUCCUCGUGCCUCGGUAUUACAUUGUCUUACCUUCUACUCGGUUUGGAUUAUCAAUUGCUCGGGAUGAAUUAUCACUCGGAUAUUCUGAACCAGUGCUUACCGAUAAUCGCUGUUGUGACAUUUCAAUGCUCCCUUUGUAUCGGGGUUACACCAGUUCCUGCUACGUUGAUGAGCGAAAUGUUUUCACCCGACGUCAAAAGCACCGCAACCUGUAUAGUCAAUCUGUGCUCCUCUAUCUUUGCUUUCAUCGUGAGCAAAACUUAUCAGACCAUGAUCGAUCUAACUUCCGAGCAAUACGUCUUCUGGCUUUACGGUUCGCUCAAUUUUUGCCUUGUCGUCUACACCCUCAUCUACAUUCCUGAAACUAAGGGCAAGAGUCUCGUCGAAAUUCAAGAAAUAAUGAGGUCAAAGAAUAAAGAGAGACUUAGGGGAACGAAAAAAAAUCAAACUGAUAAAUAAGACGAGCAGGAAGGGGGACAAAGUGAGCUAAAGGCUGUCUCGUUUUUUAUCUUUUUCUAUUCUAUCGGUUCACGCAGACACAUUAUGGUGACAAAAACAUUUUUUUUUUUCAAUCGUUUAAACACACGUACAGCCAAGUUGGAUGAAUUACAAAUUUUGUCAAAAAAAUAAAACAUUUUUCUUUACAUUUUUUUUCUUCUCCUUGCCCGAAUUAACUAUCUUACAUUUUGAGCACGUAAUAAUACUUUUUAAAUUUGACCUCACUUCAUACGACGCCGUUCAUUCCUCCAGGAUUGUAAUGACCGAAAGUUCAAUCUUGUUAUAACAGAAAAUAAAAAUUUUCAAGAAAAAUAUAGGUUUUUACUCAAAAUGAAAAUGUACGAUUUGAUGGAAAUAUCAUUCGAUCGAAUAUUCAGUAUUAAUUCGAACGAAGAUCGAAUCCACUGCCCGUCAUGCCAAAUCAGAUCGUAAUCUUGAGUUCAUCGUUCCAAAAUAAAUUUUGUAGAAUUCUGCAUUCAUCGAGUGUCGGGAAAAUCUAUUUUCUCCGAUAUUACCAUACUCGUGUCUCCCAUAUUCUCAAUAUCACGAAUAAACACGAUUUUUGGGCUUCUAGAAAUGAUUUGAAUCGGCUAAAGAUAAUGAACUGGAACGAGCGAUGACACCGCAAGAGCGCGGUCAGAGGUGUCCUCAGGGAAAAAAAAUACUCCCAAAAAAUGUGACGCGAUGCGUCAUAUAAUUGUAUUUUACUUUAAUACCGCGGACUCAAAUAUACAAGCGCUUUGAGAGAUUUAUUUGCUUAAUACAUUCGCGAGAUAUUAUUUUUUCCACGUAAAUAAUUUCCAAUAUU